UCUGCGGCUCUGAUAAGCGGGGUCCAAACAUUUUUCUCACACUCGUGACCAUUGAAGCGUUCUACUAUGAAGUGUUACCUUUCUUUGAUUAUAACAAGGCGACUCACUCAAGAUAAGUUUCCAGCUUUUCCGCUCACCCACUGCGCAAUGAUCUGCCAGCAGCUGCACCGGCAGCUUAGAUAUAAAUAUAGCAGGCAGUCGGGCCAGGGGCCAGACCGGUUGCAUCCGUCAAACGGAUUUUCAAACAGAAGAUAUCAUGGAGCGCAUCACCUCUCAGGCGUUUUCAUUACUUUUAGUGCUUAACAUAUUGGCCGUUUUUGCAAACGCAGCACUCUCGACGCCUUCAGGCCCAUCGAGUGAGAUCACCGUAAAGAAUCACUGCAUUGAACGAAAGGCUACCCUGGAAAAUGUCGAUUACCUUCAAGGACGCAUUGAUCGAGGAGAAAAACUCUGGCAACGCACGCGCAAGAAUCUCGAGACCGCAAGGGAUGGACUCCGUCAUCAUGCCGAAGUACUGCAAGAAAAGAUUUCUGCAGAAGGGGCUGACUAUAGAAUGGUGUGCCAAUCAACAAAGGAAGUCGGUGAGCCCGGAAACGCUUUAGCCGAUGUGGAGAAGGACAAGGAACAACGCUAGCCUCGGUACGCCUUACCUUUACAGAGACGUCGAAGGCGCAGCUGCAACGCGCCGGGUAUGAGCGAAGAACUAUCACCAACGUGAAGAAACCUACCGAGCUUUAAAUAAUACAGAAACUCCGAGUAGUUUACUGUUCGAAUCAUGAAUCGCGGUAGAAACACAAACGUUAGAUAAAACGGUGCUCAGAAGGCGUUCAAGCAUUAUGCUUACUUCGCCAUAAAUAGUAAUGAAGAUCUUUGCUCUUAUUUCGUUUAUAUUUUAAAUGCAACUGCUCGCUAUUAAAAAAUGGGGAUAACAGAGAAUUAAUUAAAAAAGGCAAACAAGUCUCCGCUGGCGGUGGAUUUCUUCUCGCACUAUAUCCAAAGAGUAUGGUAUGUAACUUAUUUGAUGAUCCUCUGUGUUCUUGCACAUAUUAUUUAUAUUAGUACGAUGUUCGUUAUUUCUAAUGAGGAUGGAAUAAAAGCAGGAUUAUAAUUGA
This is a messenger RNA of Varroa destructor (honeybee mite), 1112 nucleotides long. RefSeq lists its product as uncharacterized. The record is from RefSeq and is a predicted model, not a curated record. NCBI's taxonomy places the organism in Eukaryota, Metazoa, Arthropoda, Arachnida, Mesostigmata, Varroidae.